Molecule: messenger RNA, 954 nt
Organism: Galdieria sulphuraria
Lineage: Eukaryota; Rhodophyta; Bangiophyceae; Galdieriales; Galdieriaceae
Product: 3-hydroxybutyryl-CoA dehydrogenase
Exons: 4
Coding region: 28-924 (298 amino acids)
Biological process (GO): fatty acid metabolic process
Molecular function (GO): oxidoreductase activity, acting on the CH-OH group of donors, NAD or NADP as acceptor; NAD+ binding
Source: RefSeq, a predicted model, not a curated record
UGUAUUGACCCAUAGACAUUCACAUAGAUGACUGGUGUUGUUUGGAAAGAUACUUUUAAAGUCUGGUAUAGAGCAUUUCAACAGUACAAUCUAUCCGUCAGGUUGUUCAAGAGAAUGUUGUCUUCUAAGGAUACUAAAAAUACAUCUCACUCUGUAGUGCCUAGAAGCAAUAUUCAAACAAUAGGAGUUGUAGGCUGUGGUCAGAUGGGAUCUGGAAUAGCUCUAGUUGCUGCACAAUAUGCUGAAGCUAAAGUAUUGUUGUAUGAUAGCAAUCCACAAGUGAGUGCCAAAGCGUUGGAAUACAUCAAUAGUCAAGUGGAAAAAGCUGUUCAAAAGAAUCAAGUCAAUAAGGAACAGUCUGCUUCCAUUCUACAAAGAAUAGGACCUGUAGGGAACUUGGAAGGGUUAAAAGACUGUGACUUUGUUAUCGAAGCAGUUUCUGAGAAUUUGUCCUUGAAAACGAACAUUUUCCAAAAACUGGCACAAAUAACCGCUGCUGAUGUUAUCCUUGCCUCUAAUACUUCUUCUAUUUCGAUUACGAAGAUUGCCUCAACUAUUCAGGAAUCGGGUCGAGAUGAUAAAGUUGUUGGUAUGCACUUUUUCAAUCCAGUUCCCGUGAUGGAUAUAGUAGAGUUGGUUGUUGGUCUAAGUACCAGUGCGGCUACUGUUCAAAUAACUCAAUCUUUGGCUCAAAAGAUGAAUAAGAAGGUUUCUGUUGUUCAAGACUCUCCUGGAUUUAUUUCCAAUAGAGUUCUUAUGCCUUAUAUCAACGAAGCCAUUUGUGCUCUUCAAGAAGGUCUUGCAAGUAAAGAAGAUAUCGAUCAGAUAAUGAAAUUAGGAACUCGUGUGCCUAUGGGACCUCUUACUUUGGCAGACUUUAUAGCCAAUUGGGAGAUGACAAAUAUCGACCCAGUUCUUUGUUGAUCAAAUAUGUCGAUGCCGGCAGACUUGGAA